Molecule: messenger RNA, 2004 nt
Organism: Phascolarctos cinereus (koala)
Lineage: Eukaryota; Metazoa; Chordata; Mammalia; Diprotodontia; Phascolarctidae
Gene: DNTT
Product: DNA nucleotidylexotransferase
Biological process (GO): double-strand break repair via nonhomologous end joining
Cellular component (GO): nucleus
Molecular function (GO): DNA binding; DNA nucleotidylexotransferase activity; DNA-directed DNA polymerase activity
Source: RefSeq, a predicted model, not a curated record
UGACAUCAAAGUUCCUGGUAACCAGAAAGGCUUAGCAUUCUAUGCUCACGGUUAGAGAUUCAAGUUGGGGUUUACAGCCAGAAGCCACAGCUCCAACAUGCAUAGGAUCAGGACCACAGAAUCAGACCAUGGGAAGAAAAGACAAAAAAAGAUGAAUGCUCUUAUUUCCUCCACAGUUUAUGAAAUUAAAUUUCAUGAAUUAGUCCUUUUUAUUUUGGAGAAGAAAAUGGGGGCAACCCGGAGAACAUUCCUGAUGGAUCUGGCUCGAAAGAAAGGUUUCAGGGUCGAAAAUGAGUUAAGCAAUUCAGUGACUCACAUUGUGGCAGAAAACAAUUCUGGUUCAGAUGUCCUGGCUUGGCUCAGGGCGCAUAAAAUGGAAAAGACAGAACAGAUUGAACUCCUUGAUGUCUCUUGGCUAAUCGAAUGCAUGAAAGCUGGAAAACCAGUGGAAACAAAAGGAAAAUAUCAGCUUGUGGAGAGCGAGGUUGGUUCAGCUAAUCCAGACCCAAAUGCAGGCACCUUGAAGAUUCUACCACCUGCAAUGAAAGCCAUCUCCCAAUAUGCUUGCCAAAGACGGACAACUUUAAACAACCAUAACCAAAGGUUUACGGAUGCUUUUGAGAUACUGGCAAAAAACUACGAGUUUAGAGAAAAUCAUGGCACUUGCCUGACAUUUUUGAGAGCAACCUCUGUGCUGAAAUGUCUUCCAUUUGCUAUUGUCAGUAUGAAAGACACAGAAGGACUGCCGUGGAUUGGAGAUGAAGUUAAAGGUAUCAUGGAGGAAAUUAUUGAGGAUGGAGAAAGUUUGGAAGUUCAAGCUGUGCUAAAUGAGGAGCGCUACCAGGCUUUCAAACUGUUUACAUCCGUGUUUGGAGUGGGCUUAAAGACGGCUGAGAAAUGGUACCGAAUGGGCUUCAGGACACUAAGUAAAAUCCGAUCCGACAAAAGCCUGAAAUUUACCAAAAUGCAGGAAGCAGGGUUCCGUUAUUAUGAUGACCUCAUUGCCUGUGUGUCCAAGGCAGAAGCAGAUGCAGUGAGCUUACUAGUUAAAGAAGCUGUCUGGACUUUUUUGCCUGAUGCUUUAGUCACCAUGACAGGAGGGUUCCGAAGGGGAAAGGAGUUUGGGCAUGAUGUAGAUUUUUUGAUAACUAGCCCAGGAGCAGAAAAAGAACAAGAAAAUCAGCUUUUACAGAAAGUUACUAACUUAUGGGAAAAACAGGGAUUACUUUUGUACUAUGACCUCAUGCUGUCAACAUUUGAAGACCUAAAACUGCCAAGCAGGAAGACUGAUGCUUUAGAUCAUUUUCAGAAAUGCUUUUUGAUUCUAAAAUUAUACCAUCAGAGGGGAGACAGGAGCAAAUGGGAAAUGUCUGCAGGGUCGAAUGUGCUGGAAGCAAAAAACUGGAAGGCCAUCCGCGUGGAUCUGGUGGUAUGUCCGUAUGAUCGGUAUGCAUAUGCUCUGCUAGGCUGGUCAGGCUCGAGGCAAUUUGAAAGAGACUUGAGGAGGUAUGCUACCCAUGAGAAGAAGAUGAUGCUGGAUAACCAUGCUCUGUAUGAUAAGACUAAGAGGAUUUUUCUCGAAGCUAAAAGCGAAGAAGAAAUUUUUGCGCAUCUGGGAUUGGAGUACAUUGAACCAUGGGAAAGAAAUGCCUAGAACAAAAAUAUGCGAACAUCUCUCUGUGGCUUGAUCUCUCUUUCUGCUUCAUAAAAUGUGGUUCAAUAAUUUUGCUGUCUUUGUCCUGUAGUAGUAGGUGCUGGAGGAAAGCACAGGAGCCACUAAAUGUAGAUGAAAUAUCGAUUGUUCCUGAAAAGGAUUUUUUCCCCUUUGCAAAUUCCAGCAGUUCCAAACUUUUGAACAUACUGAGUUUCAGAAGUUCAUAUGCAAAUCAGCCAUUUUGCUCUCAGAAUACAUUCUCUACAUAAUGCAUGCUGUGCUGAUGUUCAGGUCAGCUUAUAAAAGCCUAUUUAACCCCAAAGCAGGUGAAAUCAAAGAUGCACAAUAAA